Aethina tumida (small hive beetle) is the source of this 6024-nucleotide messenger RNA. RefSeq names its product proteasome activator complex subunit 4-like. The record is from RefSeq and is a predicted model, not a curated record. Gene Ontology annotation, biological process: proteasomal ubiquitin-independent protein catabolic process. Gene Ontology annotation, molecular function: peptidase activator activity; proteasome binding. Bases 56 to 5542 code for a protein of 1828 amino acids. Gene Ontology annotation, cellular component: nucleus; cytosol. The transcript is spliced from 23 exons. Lineage: Eukaryota; Metazoa; Arthropoda; Insecta; Coleoptera; Nitidulidae.
CCACUGUGACAUUUGAAUUUUGAUACACGUGCCUAAAUGACAGACCUUAGAAAGAAUGGAUGAAGAUGUAGAAGAUCAACGUAUUAAAAAAUUGGGCUUUAUACCACAAAAAGAAAAUGUUUACAACAAAUUACUACCCUAUGCAAAAGAACUUGAUGAGGAAUCAUCAAAAUUGUUCUGUGAUAUUAAGGAGAACCUUGCAAAAUCUGUUCUUGCAAGGGAAAUGAGACCAGGAUGUGCCCUAUGGACAUCUCGUUUAAACAAAUAUAUAAAAAUAUAUGGACUGAAGUUUUCAAAGGAAGACCACAUAGCUUUAAUAAAAUUAUUUUAUGAAUUAGUUACAAUUCCUGAUUUGGAACCAACAAGAAUAAAUAAAUGUGCAACCACAUUAACCAAUCUGCUUAAAAAAAGAUACCUUAUAUCAAGAGAUGAAUUGCAAUUAGAUUGGAGACCACUCUAUGAUCUUUGUAUUCGUACAAUUGAAAAAAGCAAAUCAGAUAUAGGAAUGUACAGAUACUUUUCCACCUUCGAAAACAGCAUAUUCGAUAUGAUUAAAGCUGCAAGAAUAUAUUUCCCUGCUUCUGCCACCCAAGACAUACUAGAUGAGUUUAGGCCUAAGAUGUGCCCUUCAAACUUCACUGAAAUUGCAAGUGCCAUUCAAUAUUUAGAAAUGUUCUUGCCAGUUUGUGUAAAACCAGAAGAAGCAGAUAUUAGUUACAAGCUGUGGUUUGAAGAGUUUCUAACAUUGUGGGAUGUUUGUCAUAAUGCUGCCCACUGGGAAAAUCAUAUGAUGUGGCUGUUGUCCCGUCUGAGUUCGUAUAAUAUGGGGUACAUUAAUUGGGAGCCGUACGUGCCAUUAAUGUUUGCACGAUUUAUAAGGAUACUCCAACUGCCGGUCGUUUUCAAGCAGAAGCAGUUAGGAAUACAGCACAAAAUGGACAUAUUUCCCAUAGCAAUUUGGAUUACAUGUGCCUUAAACGGAGAUAAAAACUCCGUCUUCUAUCACUUCGAGAAGUUCAUGCAGACACUCAAGUCAUAUUUCUACACAGCCAACAAUGGACGUUGGACUGUUAAGCUUCGCGAGUUACUUCGGAAGCUUUCUUAUUACUUUGUUCAGCGCGUUCACUAUGAACGAUUCAAAACUAUUUCGUGGGAAAUGAAUAUUGUGCCGGAGUUCUGUCUUACGGACGAAGAUAUCGAUCGUUUCGUUAACAUCAUGAAACCUUGUGUCGAACAUUCGUUGUUUUCACGCACUGGACAACAAGAAACCAGCUUAACUUUGCAGUACUUAUCUUCGUUACGACCUAAUAUCAUAUGUCCAAUGACCAUAGAUAAAUUGUAUGCAUCCAUGGACAGUUUGACAGAGCCUCACAAGCUAACAUGCUCCAUGAUGGGGGUGAUAGCUGUUGGAAGGUACAUGAUUCAAGGAAAGAAAAACAAUUAUCCUGAAGGACCAACACAUGUCAUACCACUUUUGUUGGCCCUGUUACCUGGAAUUGAUCCUAACGAUAUCCGAAAAUCCUACGUUACCUUUAGCUUCAUCGUGCAUUUCAUAAACAUGAUUCCAGUAAUCAAUUCUUCGGACGCUCACAAUUACUACAGCGACCUCACAGAAGAAGAGCAUAUUAUAUGUGAGGCCAGUGCCAAUUUCGAAGACUUUGUUAUCCAGUUUUUCGAUAAAAUUUGCAUUUGGGUCGAGUCAAGUUCGCUAGAUUUCGUUCGUCAAGAAACAACGAAUAAUACAAACAACAACAAGAAUAGAUCCGAAACUUUUGCCGAGUCCGCUUUAGCGUCAGUAAUUUCCGUCGUGUUGAGUCAAUGUUCACCGGAAAUAUUUAACGUUGCACUUAAAAAGAUGUUUAAUUUCGUGAGCGAAAAGAUCAUGGAAAUACACAUUUCAGGAAAAAUGGUUGCAGUGGCUUGUCACUGCUUUGCCAGAGUAAAUCCUAAGGAAACACUCAAAGUGUUUGUUCCAUAUUUAUGUGAAAGAAUUAACAAGCUUCUUAAUGAAAAUCCCCAUAUAGAGAAAGAAGAAAACAUCGACGAUGAACUACUGUACAACUUACUAAUUUUAUCAGAGGUCAUAAAUGGGCGAAAUGAAAUUUUAAAUUAUAUUGACUAUAUAGUACCAAUAUUAGAUAGGACAUUGCACAUGACAAGUUUAAAAGCCAGUCCUUUAUCUGCAAGAAUGUUAGAUUUAGUAAUGUUUUCGUUAACUUCUAUUCAACCAACUGAGGCGAAAAGUUCGGCUAAAGAUUAUGGAUUACACGUGAAAGAUUUUCUAUCUAUAAGAGAAUGGGGUCCGGCUCAAGAUAUACGCAAACUUAAAAUCAAUUGGUACAUUCCAGGUGAUAAAGAGGUAGAACUAGUUCAAUUCUUAAUUAACCGGUAUCUGGUACCGGAAUUGGAACGUUUGGAUAAGCAUUCAAGCGGCGAAGAAAUGUUGAGCAGAGAAAGUUUAAAACAGUCCCUUAAAAUCGUCUAUUCUAUUCUGUCGUGCCAUGCAGUAUUGCCAGUAUGGGAUGAGCCUGCCAUUCAACUUGUAGACUCUGUACUGGAACCGUGGGCUUUCAAUUUGAAAGUUUCAGGGUCUCAUACGGCCACCAUGCCCGAUGGUCGUAACGUGCGCAAGGUGGUUGCCGAUACUUUGCAUCGUCUCCAGAAAAAGACUCUUGAGACUGAUGAAGGUGACACCCAGAGCAUCAAAAAUCUAAUACUGAUUUACAACAUACUUGUGUUCAGUAAGACACAAGGUCAUGAUUUUGAGUUGCACUGGAAAAACUUCCAUUUGAGUAAAAAAAUGCUGGAAGAUCGCCUGCACCAAAAGAAACUGCACUUGAGGCACGUUUUAAUUGACAGAGCGGUGUUACAUCAGGAGUUCAGGACUGAAAGCAGGAACUGUUCAUUUAGUGCCACUCACAAGCAAAUACUGUUGGACUUGUUCGAGUUGUCGGUGUCACGUUAUAGCGAGGUCAGAAUUGCCGCUCAGUCGAAACUAAAUGCAAUGAUCACCUACUUUCCUUAUUCGUACACCGUGAUUAAGCCGAAAAUAAUCGAAAUUUUACAAAAGGAUUCGGAAACCCACCACGAGUGUUUCAAGGGAUGUUUGUAUAUUUUGUGUUGCCCAAAGAAUGCGCCAAUUAUAGCAAGACAUGAUUGGAAUUUCACAAGGGACAUAUGGCCUUUGAUUAUUAGGUCUAAGCCUUCAGAAAAACAGUCAAUUAUAAGUCUUAUAAAUUCAAUCAGCGACUGUGUUCAUAGAUAUUUUCCCACUAUUGCUAUAAAAUUGUUAAUUCCGGAGAGUUGCAUUAAAGCAGCUUUGAAAUUUGCCAAUGCACAAACACCGUGUCACAUAGACGACCAUUUCCGAACAAUUAUAAAUAAUAGCGAAACAUCUUUGAAACAACUGUCAGAUAAUCGUAGAAAAGCAUACGAUGACACUCUGAAUGCCCUAUUAGAUGCUUGCCAAAACGGAAACUUACACUGGAGGUACCAUCAUAUGGCAUUAGGAUUUAUGAAAGAUCUGGUGCAUUUUGAUGUAAAAUACAGUACGGAUGUUGUAAAAUACUUUCUUAAGUGUAUCAUCAGUGAUUCGAUCAUUAUACGCAAAACAGCGCUGAGAGUUUUUGUAUAUAUAACUGUACAAAAUAAACCUGAAUUUAAAAAAAUUACAAUUGACCCUUACCAAACUGCUGGCGUACAUCCUGAAACGAAAACUAUUGUACCUGGAUAUAGGGCUGAUAAUCAGUGGUUAUUAUAUUCCCUACAAAGCGUGCCCAAAAACGAAGAGGAAUGGAAUCAGCCACGUUUUGUACAUGACGUUAACGUUGGAUAUUACUCCUGGCCCAAGAAGUUGCAAAUAUACGCGCCUUAUCCUGAACAACCUACAGUGGCGAAAAGAAUGAACACCAUAGACGGAAUCGAAAAGGAAAUUUACGAUUUUUUUAUGGACGAAAACAACAUGUCGAUAUUAAUAAAAUACUUGUCCCUGGAAGAACGUAAAGGAAUGGAUCAGUUUAAUGGGUACCGAUUUUUAAUGUUCAAGAACCUGUUCAAAAUUUUCGAAGACACACUGGUACCUGCCUUUUUGCCCCACAUACUAAAAUUGGUGAAGGACAAACAAGAAUCUAGUCAGCGGUGCGCCGCAGAAAUAAUAGCGGGUAUGAUGCGCGGUGCCAAACACUGGAGCUACGCGCAGUGUGAAAAAUUAUGGGAAUCACUUUUGCCCAUUUUCGAUACGGUGUUCGCGAACCUGCACACAGAGACGGUACCCGAUUGGUGUCUGUGCUUUACAAUGGGACUUGAAUGGAGGGAUCCCAAAAGGUACUUCUGGAUCUACGAAUAUCUCCUAAAGGAGCCGCUGAAGGACCAGACCAGUUUCCUAGGUAGUACGCGACUGCAAAUGUUAUUUAUAGCCAUGAACCAACAACACUGGCGAAAUGCGGAACUGCACAGUCGACUGUUCGAAUAUUUAAAGGAACACUUGACGCAUCCGUUCCAGAAUAUUAGGGAGAAACUCAGCAUGUUGUUGUGUCUAGUUCUGAGUACUGACAUGACUUUCCCAGGCGGUGAACAAACAAAGGGGCCACUAAUAGCCAACUUUUUCGCCGAAAUUAUGCCCAGUUUAAAUAAACUUUACAACUACCUGUUGAAAAAGGUCCAGUCUAAUGGUAGAAAUGAAAUUGAUGACGCAUGUGAACAAUUAGCGGUAUUAGAUAUAGAGGCUGAAGAAGAAAAAGAGAGGUUUAUGCGGAUGUUUAAAAUAGUGUCGAGAUACGUUACCCACAGUGUUGUGCGUCUGAACUUCUCAACAUUGCCGCAGUUUUUCGACCUGCUUCCGCUGGCGACUGCGCUUCACACCAACGAUACGGACGAAGAGGUGGUCAAUUGCAGCAUUAACAUGUUGGUGGUGUUAGCACAAGUGAUGAGCCCCAUUCGGAAUAUACCAUAUGGCCUGGAGGCGAUACGAAAGGUGGCGCAUGGACCAUUCUGGUCUGGACGUGCUGUUAUCGCCGAAUUUUUGGCAGUGUUUGUGUUUUACAACAUGCCUUCGUUUCACUCGAACGCUCAGUGGAAGAACGAGGUUGAAACUAUGGUAUUGGAAUUAAUGGAAGAUGUCCAACCAGAAGUUAGAGAGAAUUCUGCAAAGGUGCUCAGUGGCCUGUUGCAUUGUGAUUUCUUGGAUAAUCCAAUGGAUCUUCUGACCAAGUUUAAACUGAAGGCGAAAACGAAAUUAAAGAGAAAUCCAAAUUCGACAAACAAAGAACUAAGCAACCUGCGAAUUAGACAUGCAGGUGUUUUAGGACUUUGUGCAUUUAUAAGUUCUCAUCCUUACGAUGUACCUGAUUACAUGCCAGCGAUAUUUGGAAAUCUGGGACCACACCUAAGUGAUCCACAACCCAUUCCGGCCACAAUUCGGAAAACCUUAGGUGAUUUUAAAAGGACACACCAUGACAAUUGGGAACUGCACAAAUUGAAGUUUACAGAAGAAGAAUUAUUAGUUCUAAGUGAUCUCACUGUGCCCCCAAGUUACUAUGCUUAAAAAAGGACACUGAUACAUUUUACCAAAAUUUAUUAUAACUCGUACUUAUUAAUCUCAAUAAUUUAGGUGAUGGUCACAUAACCCACACUGGUUAAGGGUACUGGUGAGUUAAUUUUCAAUGUUCAAACAAUCAAAUAUCAAAUAGUGUUUUAUACCAAAAAUAAAAAGAUUUCAUUUAUGUAAACUAUAAAACAAUUUUAUUAGUUUAAUUUAAUAGUCAAUUAUUGUACAGACUGUCCGCAGAGUUGUUAGACUUAUGGUGAUCACAAUUUAAAUAAAAAUAAGUUGAUAAUUUGGACAUAAUUAAUAUUUAAUAAUAAGAUAAAAACAUUGUAAAAAGUAAUUAUAAGUAAAAUAUAUGUUUAAAAUGCGUUCUGUAGUAAUGUAUAGUUUUAUGAUCUAAUGACUUCGCGGUCAAUCUAAUGUUUUUUAAUGUUUUACAAUAUUGUUGCAAAAAUUAAUAAAAAUGAUUUUUAACAACA